Messenger RNA from Oryza brachyantha (malo sina), 1098 nucleotides. RefSeq names its product BTB/POZ and MATH domain-containing protein 1-like. Gene Ontology annotation, molecular function: protein binding. The transcript has a single exon. The record is from RefSeq and is a predicted model, not a curated record. The annotation marks the transcript as partial. Gene Ontology annotation, biological process: protein ubiquitination. NCBI's taxonomy places the organism in Eukaryota, Viridiplantae, Streptophyta, Magnoliopsida, Poales, Poaceae.
AGCAGCAGCACAUCCGCCAUCGUCGCCGGCGGCGCGAGCGGAUCACACGUGCUCAGGAUCGAUGGCUACUCGCGAACCAGGGCCUUGCUGGAGAACGGCCGCUUCACGAGUUCUUCCGCUUUCAGCGUCGGAGGUUACAACUGGACGAUCAAGUACUUCCCCAACGGCUCCAAGACCACCCGCGGCUACCUGUCAAUCUAUCUCGUCCUCGACUCCGCCGGCGCCAAGGACGUCAAGGCGCAGUUCAGCUUCGGCCUCGUCGGCGGCGACGGAAUAAUCCCGGUGCCAUCGUACGUCUCCAGAUGCAGCGUUGCCACCUUCCCGUGCAGAGGUGCGGACUGGGGCUUCACCAAGUUCAUCAAGCACGACGAGCUGGAGGAGUCGGAGCACCUGAUAGACGACUCCUUCGCCGUCCGGUGCGACCUCACCGUGCUGAAGGAGAAGGAAAUCCGGCUGGAAGAGACGAGGAUUCUUCAGCGCAAGAAGUUCGUGGCGGUUCCUCCGCCCAACCUGGGCCAGCAGCUGGGAGAGAUUCUCAAGAACAUGGACGGCGCCGACGUGGUGUUCGAGGUCGGAGACGAGAGGUUCUCCGCCCACACGUGCGUGCUCGCCGCCCGGUCGUCCGUCUUCAAGGCGGAGCUCCUGGGCGCCAUGAGCGGCGGCAGCUUGCGUAGGCCUCUCAGGAUCGAGGACAUGGAGCCUGCCGUGUUCAGGCGCCUGCUGCAUUUCAUGUACACCGACUCGCUGUCGCUGCCCUCCGCGGCGGCGGGCCAAGACGAGCUCGCCGUCGCCGACGUGGUGAUGGCGCAGCAUCUCCUCGUCGCGGCGGACCGGUACAACGUGGAGAGGCUGAAGCUGAUGUGCGAGGAGAGGCUGGCCGAGAGCGUGGGCUCCUGCAUGGUGGCCACCGUCUUGGCCCUGGCUGAGCAGCACAGCUGCCAUGGGCUCAAGGAAGCCUGCUUCGAGUUCCUUGCUUCUCGUCCCAACCUGCUGGAGAUGAUGGCGAGUGAUGGGUAUGAGCAUCUCAAGAGCAGCUGCCCAUCUGUCCUCAUGGAGCUUACUGCCAGAUUUCUUCCACCCGAACCCAAAAAGAAGUGA